AUGCUCAUCCACCCAUUAGUCAGAAGAUCCCUCACUCCCAAUUUAUUCAAGCUACGCUCAGUAUGCAUACCAAGAUUCACAUCUGUAUCACCACUCAAGAGUCUUCGCUUUAACUCCACCAAACCAACCAAACUAUCAUCCAAAUCAUUAUUUGAUCCAUCAGUAUGGACAGUACCGAAUGUAUUAACAUACACCAGAAUUAUUGCUACCCCUUUUAUCGGAUACCACAUCAUUUAUGGGAGCCCCAUUACGGCUCUACUGCUAUUCACUUAUUCUUGCGUUACUGAUUUUAUUGACGGCUAUAUAGCGAGAAGAUUCAAUAUGAAGUCAGUUGUGGGAUCAAUAGUUGAUCCUUUGGCGGAUAAAUUUCUCAUGACUGUGUGUACAUUAUCAUUAGCUUAUGUUCAUUCAAUCCCACCUGUUCUUGCAUCUAUCAUAAUUGGGCGAGAUGUUAUGCUUAGUUUCAUGUCAUUUUAUUACAGAUUCCAGAGUUUAGCGCCACCAAGGACAUUAAACAAGUUUGUUAGUAUUGGUCAAUACCCAACCAUAAGUGUUCAUCCAAACUUUUUGGGGAAAUUAAACACCGCUUUGCAAAUGCUUUAUAUUGGAAGUUUAGUAUAUAAGCCACUUUUGGAAAGUGUUAUUGGUGAUGUUGCAUUCGAGGGUUUGGGGUUGCUUGUGGGUGCCACUACGUUGCUCAGUGGAGCCAACUAUGUGUUUAACAAGAAUUCAUGGAAAUAUGUGAAAUGA
Lodderomyces parapsilosis is the source of this 750-nucleotide messenger RNA. RefSeq names its product cardiolipin synthase. NCBI's taxonomy places the organism in Eukaryota, Fungi, Ascomycota, Pichiomycetes, Serinales, Debaryomycetaceae. The coding region runs from base 1 to 750 and encodes 249 amino acids. The record is from RefSeq and is a predicted model, not a curated record. Gene Ontology annotation, cellular component: membrane; mitochondrion. Gene Ontology annotation, biological process: cardiolipin biosynthetic process. The transcript has a single exon. Gene Ontology annotation, molecular function: cardiolipin synthase activity.